Molecule: messenger RNA, 2351 nt
Organism: Manacus vitellinus (golden-collared manakin)
Lineage: Eukaryota; Metazoa; Chordata; Aves; Passeriformes; Pipridae
Gene: AMN1
Product: antagonist of mitotic exit network 1 homolog
Exons: 7
Coding region: 234-881 (215 amino acids)
Biological process (GO): SCF-dependent proteasomal ubiquitin-dependent protein catabolic process
Cellular component (GO): SCF ubiquitin ligase complex
Molecular function (GO): protein binding
Source: RefSeq, a predicted model, not a curated record
CCUGAAGGGACAAGCACGCCUUUUGAGAUGUUUUAUUAAGUAAAGGAGCUACAGGACGAGGUUAGUGUGCUAUAGAUCAUCAGAGGUUGUGAAAGAGACCUGGAUCUUCUCUGAGAUCCUCUGGCUUUGAGAAACCAUGGAGAUGCCUUCAGUGUUUGACAAAGAACCUUUCCAGAUAUGCUGCAGAUAUUAAGUCACUGCCACCCAACAUAAAGGAUAAACUGAUUAAAUUAAUGAGUAGGCAAGGGCAAAUAACUGAUUCAAAUAUCAGUGAGGUACUGCACCCUGCUGUCGAGUCUCUAGACCUCCGAGACUGUGAUAUUUCAGAUAAUGCGUUACUGCAGCUUUACAACUGCAAGCAGCUGAAAAAAAUCAACUUGAAUUCUUGCAAGGAAAACAGAUUUGGAAUCACUUCAGAAGGUGUCAUAGCACUGGCCUUAUCCUGCCCUUACCUGCAAGAAGCAUCUUUUAAAAGGUGCUGUGAUAUAACUGACAGUGGAAUUCUUGCUCUUGCACUCAACUGCCAAUUCCUACAAAUAGUGAACUUGGGCAGCUGUUCAGGCAUCAUGGAUGCAUCUCUGCAGGCACUAGGAGAAAACUGCAAGUUUCUUCACAGUGUGGACUUUUCAUCUACUCAGGUAACAGAUGAUGGCGUUGUAGCACUAGUGAGUGGAACAUGUUCGAAGAAUUUAAAGGAGAUCCACAUGGAGCGCUGUGUGAACCUGACUGACGUCGCCGUGGAAGCCGUCCUUAAUUGUUGUCCGAAGAUACACAUUUUUCUGUUCCAUGGAUGCCCACUGAUAACAGAUCGUUCCCGAGAUGUUUUAGAGGAGCUCAUCAUAUCAAACAAAAUCAAGCAAGUCACAUGGACUGUUUACUGAUUAUUUAUCCUGUACAAAUGAGUGUCAAGUUUACAGAUGGGAGAGCCCUUUCAGCAAGCAAGCACCUUGGAGAACCAGCUGGUGACUUUUGUACCACCAGAUUGUGUCCCUCCUGGUUCCCACUGGAGGUCUCUGUUGCUAUUCCAGUCCUUGCCUGUGAGUCUGGGCUUCCCCAUUGUCUCUGCUUGGAGCCCUGUCUCUCUUUGCAUCGCUGAUGAUACUUCAUUAAGAGGAAAGUUAAACUGUAAUUAACACUACACUGAGCCAUAGCUCAGCCUCCUUGAAGUAUGAGGCUUGGCUGCUCCUUGGCAUCCUUUAGCAACUUAGCUACAUGUACAGACCCACUUUAAGUAACUCUGAGUUUGUAGGCUGGGAAGGUACUUGCAACUAAAAGUACCAAGCCUAAACACAUCAUUGACACUCACACAGAAGUGUCUGUAAAGUUGGCAGUUAAAUCUGACAAAAGUCAUCAGACAGAACAGGUGAAUGAAUGGAGGUGGCAUUAAGAGCAAUACAAAUGUAUUUUUAGUAGUAACAAACAAUCUCCUUUCACCAUGUACUUCUGCUAGAUCUGGAAUGAAAAAUGUAGGUACCUUUCUUCUGAUGUUACUGAUGCUGCAGAUUUCUGGUUUUACUUACCAUCAAAUACUUGCUGGCUUUUUAUGUAUCCAAAGCUACAGUCUGUAAAUGUGUGAACAUAAACUUGCUUUGGAAUUGUUAUGGUGACUUUACAAAUUUCAGAGUAGUAGCUAUGACCAGUAAAAGAGUUUUGUAUAUGGGCAAAUACUUAAUUUGCUCUGGCUUUUGCCUAUGUUUCUACAUGAAAAUCCUUUUAGGGAACAAAACAUUGGUACUCAUAAGCAUAGCUGUGAGUGAAAUAGGACCAAAUUUUGUGUCUCAGUAUAUAAAUCUCAGGAUGGUAGAGUUCAGUAGAGUAUGUGUUCUGCUGUAUGCGGUUUAUUAUAUAUCCAGGGCCCCCCAGAAGCUGAAAAUAACAAUAAAUGUAUUGUUUAAUUAUAGUAAUAUUAAAGAAAAAAAUUUUGAAUUGUAGAAUGAGUUUAUUACAUGAUGGAGCAGUGGUCUCAUCACAGUUACAAGUCGUGUUCAUUGGCUUUCUUGAACCAGCAUAAUCUCUCAUGAGAAUUCUAUGAUUUCUGCAUUAAACUUCUUAAAAUGCUAGCAAUUUUAGCAUUGUACAGGGCAUGGAGCACACUAGGUUGAUACUCUGUAUGUGGAAGUAGAAGGGUUUAGCUAGGGUGGUCUUAGAUGAAUCUGAGGACAUUUGGAAACUUAUGAGUUUAGGCAACUAUGAUGAAUAUGUUUACUUUAAAAUUUAACACCUGUCAUAGCCACACUUAUUUUAAGUGUUGCAGAAAUAAACCAGUCUUCUACUAAUCUAUUCAAAGUUCAAGUCAAAUUGCAUGGAAGAUACAUGUUGCAGCCAAUAUUAAAGGAUAUUAUGAUGUCUGA